UAAAAUCAUUGUUGCAGGACAAACCGCAGAGCUCGGCAGUUGGUGUAUGAAUGAGGAAGUCUAGCAGUAACAAGUUCCCAAAUGGUUGUUUUUGCAGACAAUAACCUUUCAAAUAACUUUCUUAAACAUCGACAACGGACUUGAACGACACCGUCGUCAAACAAGAUCUGACCACAAAAGCAGCCUGUACUGUUGAAUACUGCAAAUAGGACAACCAUGCCUUCUCUCUCCGCACCCAUUGAUGUCGGCAGCUCACCCCCUUCUCCAGUGGACAGCAGUCACAGGAGGCUGUCCUGGGGCAAACUGGUGCAAAGAUUGGCAGAUUUCAGCACAUCUGCCAACAGCAGCAGUAUUGAGUCAGUGUCCAACAAUGGCAGCAGGAGUGAUCUCUCAGACUCAGGGUCAGAUAUCUACAGUGACCUAUCUCCCUGUAAUGAAGACCUGUUUUACGAUCCAAUGGAGGAGACCAUCUUGAAAGAAGUAGUGGACCUUAUUGCAGGAAGCCUGAGAGAAGCCAAAGACUCAGACUGCGCCUUAAGAUGUGCCAAACUGCUCAUCCCUGAGAAACUUCUGGAGCACAUCGGACAGGAGCUCCUUCACCUGGCAGCUAGUGAGCCCUGCGGCUUAAGAGGGGCUCUCAUUGACCUUUGUGUGGAGCAAGGGGCCAUCUGCGAGAGCAUGGCACAGCUAUCUGUGGACCCCUACCUUGUCCCCACCUUUCAGCUAACUCUGGUUUUGAGGCUAGAGUCUGGCGGCCUGUGGCCUAAAAUCCAAGGACUUUUUAGCACAAAGUCUUCUUCCACUCCAGUUGUGAGACAAGCUAUUAAACUUAGCACUGGUUUCCGAGUGAUCAGAAAGAAACUGUAUUGUUCUGAAGAACUGCUCAUUGAGGAAUGUUGAAAAAUGUAUUGGACCCUUGAUGUUUUAUUGUCUUUUUAAAAACGCCCAGUUAAGUUCACUGAAGGGCCUUAUUACUUUAACUACAUGCAUACGAUGCCUUUUGAAGUGUAAGGAUGGACUGUGUCAUGAUGUAGCAGCAUAUUGUUCCCACUGUAAGGGAGUUUAUGGUACCUGGAGCAGGUGUUGUUUGAAAUUACAUGAUACAUGUGGAAUGUUUUGCGAGUAUUAAAGCUCGUACCUCGGUUUCUAUUACAACGUACAACGGCAGCUAUCCGAUCAUAGUCAUUAAAAACCAUUGUGUUGUUUUUUUUGCUUUUUAUACAUGGCAAUAAGUUGUGUACACCAAGUGAUGAAUUGUACACCAAGCAAAUCGUUAGGGGCUCUAGUGACUCCUUGAUUUUAAGAACAAAGGCUUUCCAAUGCCUGCAUUGUGAAGUUUAUGUGCAAGCUGCGGCUACGUUUUCAAAUGUAACUUGAUCUUGUUUCUGUGUAGACCUGUACUGCUUUCAACUUUAUUUAUUUGACAUUCAAAUAUUCUUAACAUUGCACUGUUUUUGUACUUUCAUGACUGCAAAUAAAUUAUUAUUUUU
Etheostoma spectabile (orangethroat darter) is the source of this 1490-nucleotide messenger RNA. It is a transcript of the gene ddit4, whose product is annotated as DNA-damage-inducible transcript 4. Gene Ontology annotation, biological process: response to hypoxia; negative regulation of TOR signaling; apoptotic process. The transcript is spliced from 3 exons. Lineage: Eukaryota; Metazoa; Chordata; Actinopteri; Perciformes; Percidae. The coding region runs from base 217 to 900 and encodes 227 amino acids. Gene Ontology annotation, cellular component: cytoplasm. The record is from RefSeq and is a predicted model, not a curated record. Gene Ontology annotation, molecular function: 14-3-3 protein binding.